AGUUUAGACAAAUCGCUUAAACCGAUCGUUUCGCAAUCACAUUAUUUAUUUAGAAAGUUGAGAUGUUUUCAAAAGUUCUGGAUAAAUUGACUGCUCGCACACUUGCCAUUGCAUUCGGCCUAACAACAACUGUUCUGAUUGUUGUUUUAGUCAUGGUAGCGGUUGAUGAUAGCAAUACAACCGUGCAGCUGAAGGAGUGCGAACAAAAGUUGGAAGUUUUACAAUGGUUUAUACAAUCCUUAAGCAAGGCUACAACUACCAUGACACCAACAGUAACAACGGCUUCAACUACACUUAGUUAAUGAUACGAAAUUCGACAGACACAUUAAUGUGUAAUAAUUGUCCAAAAGUGUUUAAUGAACCUGAAAUUACUUAGCCA
This is a messenger RNA of Bactrocera oleae (olive fruit fly), 379 nucleotides long. NCBI's taxonomy places the organism in Eukaryota, Metazoa, Arthropoda, Insecta, Diptera, Tephritidae. The record is from RefSeq and is a predicted model, not a curated record.